UACCUUGUAGUUCUGUACAUUGUAGUUCUAUACAUUAUAGACACUCAAGGCUGUGAUUGGACGGUUGUCUCUAAUAAAAGAUGAAUCCAGACACUUCUCAGCAUCUACAAGGAAGCAGCUGGACCUGACGGGUCCCGGAGAAGUGUCAGAACCAUGAGUGCGGACGAGGAUACCCAAUGGCUGGAGUGGGUGACCAAACAGUUUGAGAACAUUGCCGGAGAAGACAAGGAAAUCGAUCUGCAGGAAUUCAAGACCGCCCUAAAUGUCAAGGAGUCAUUUUUCGCAGAGCGUUUCUUUGCUUUGUUCGAUUCCGAUGGGAGCGGCUCCAUCACCCUGGAUGAACUGAUGAGGGCGCUCCAUCUCCUGAUCCAUGGAAGUGAAGCCGACAAACUGGGCUUUCUAUUCCAAGUGUAUGAUGUGGACGGAAGUGGCUCCAUUGAGCCGGAUGAGCUCCGCACCGUGCUGAAGUCUUGUCUGCUGGAGAGCGCCAUCUCCCUGCCGGAGGAAAAGUUAGACGCUUUGACUCUGGUACUUUUCCAGUCAGCUGAUCAGGACAACAGCGGCUCCAUCACAUUCCAGGAGCUAAAGGAAGAGCUGGAGAACUUCCCAGAAGUCAUGGAGAACCUGACAAUCAGUGCCGCCAAUUGGCUGAGGCCACCGACCGUAACCAAGAAGAAUCGCACCCCUCGUUACCUGACCCCCACCUACUGGCACAACAACCGCAGCAAGGUCCUCUUCAUGUGCGCCUACUGCUGUGUCAACAUCCUGCUCUUCACCCUGAACGCCGUCAACCAUUCCUUUCUCGGGGGAUGGGUCAUGGUGGCCAAGGGUUGUGGUCAAUGUCUGAACUUCAACUACGCCUUUAUUGUGUUUCUGAUGCUCCGCCGCUGCCUGACGUGGCUCCGCACUACAUUUGUUUCCCAUUUCCUUCCACUGGACCAGAAUAUCUUCCUGCAUGAGCUGGUUGGAUACGUGAUAUUCAUCCUCACCUGGGUCCAUACAGCUGCCCAUGUGAUCAAUUUCAUAAAGAAGUCCAUGGACCCGGGUCUCUUCACCUUCUGGGAGUAUUUCCUCACUCUGCGGCCCGGCAUUGGAUGGAUACAUGGGAGCGCCUCCAUCACCGGAAUCUUGCUGCAGCUGCUCAUCUGCCUGAUGCUCGUCUGCUCCAGCACCUUCGUCAGGAAAGGGGGGCACUUUGAGGUAUUUUACUGGACACAUCUGUCCUAUAUCUGGUCCUGGAUUCUGUUAUAUCUUCACACCCCCAAAUUCUGGAAGUGGUUUUUGGUGCCGGGACUCCUGUUUGUGCUGGAGAAGCUCUUUGGGGUGGCUGCAUCCCGUAUGGGAGGAUUGCACAUCGUAGAGGUGAACCUCCUACCCUCCAAGGUGACGCAUCUUGUCAUUAAGAGACCGCCAUCCUUCCAAUACAAGCCUGGCGACUUCAUAUACCUGAACAUACCCGCCAUUGCCAAGUAUGAAUGGCACCCCUUUACUAUCAGCAGCGCCCCUGAGCAGACAGACACUCUCUGGGUACACAUCCGCUCGCUCGGCCAAUGGACAAACCGACUGUAUGAACAUUUCCGCCUUCCCGAGGCGGCCAGGAAAGAAGAAAAAAAGAGAGUGGCAGAGAAUCCGAAGAACGAAAUCUACCGAAGCCAGGAACAUCUUUUCAGCUCCACCGGAGUUAUCGCCAGCAAUGCGGACGCACAGAUUGAACUGACGUCAUACCGACCACGAAAGAAUCCGCUUGGUGAAGAAGUCCACGUCGGCGUGGGUGAAGGAGAAGGAAGCUCACAGAGCCGAGAAAUUUCCUUUCAAGUUAAUGAAAAUCACAUUUUGUGUAAUAUAAAGUGUUAUAUCGAUGGGCCGUUCGGAACUCCCAAUCGACGCAUCUUUACCUCGGACCACGCCGUGCUAAUUGGAGCGGGAAUUGGCAUCACACCAUUCGCUUCAAUCCUGCAAAGUAUCAUGUACAGGUACCGCAUGCGGAAACAGAAUUGCCCGAACUGCAGCUACUCCUGGUUUGAGAAUCUGAAGGACAACGAGAUGAAGCUCAGAAAGGUGGACUUUAUCUGGAUAAACCGAGACCAGAAGUUUUUCGAGUGGUUUGUCAGUUUGCUGACCCAGCUGGAGCUGGACCAGGCCGACGAGGAGCCGGAAGGUCGGUUCCUGGAAAUGCACAUGUACAUGACUUCCGCUCUCGGCAAGAACGACAUGAAGGCCAUCGGACUACAGAUGGCUCUGGACCUUCUGGCCAAGAAGGAAGAAAAAGACUCCAUCACGGGACUGAAGACUCGAACGCAGCCGGGACGUCCAGACUGGAACAAGGUUUUCCAGAAAAUUGAGCGGGAGAAGAAAGGAAAGGUGCAAGUGUUCUACUGUGGCUCUCCGGCGCUGGCGAAGGUCAUCAAGGCUCACUGCGAACAGUUCAACUUCAAAUUUUAUAAGGAAAAUUUCUAGUCAUUUGGUCUUUUGCUAAAUUCGAGUCAUUCAAUGAGAAUGUAAGGUGCCUACAAAUAUUAAUAAAUGGUCACAUCAAG
This is a messenger RNA of Rana temporaria (common frog), 2537 nucleotides long. It is a transcript of the gene NOX5, whose product is annotated as NADPH oxidase 5. Gene Ontology annotation, cellular component: plasma membrane; NADPH oxidase complex. Gene Ontology annotation, biological process: defense response; superoxide anion generation. Gene Ontology annotation, molecular function: calcium ion binding; superoxide-generating NAD(P)H oxidase activity. The record is from RefSeq and is a predicted model, not a curated record. The transcript is spliced from 17 exons. Bases 154 to 2457 code for a protein of 767 amino acids. Lineage: Eukaryota; Metazoa; Chordata; Amphibia; Anura; Ranidae.